Molecule: messenger RNA, 1740 nt
Organism: Ilex paraguariensis (yerba mate)
Lineage: Eukaryota; Viridiplantae; Streptophyta; Magnoliopsida; Aquifoliales; Aquifoliaceae
Source: the annotation of a GenBank genome assembly
CUUCAAAAUUGGUCCAAGAAUCAAAACUUACUGGUUCUUGGACCAAUGUGAUGUCCAAUAUUGCCAAGAUUCAAAAAAGACGAGAAGAAAAGUAAAGACGGCGAAUUCGGAUUUUCUCAGUUUAUAUGAUCAAAGCACCUGAUUCCAUGUUCAGCUUACCUGGUAAGCAUAGCAUAUCGAGCAAAUGGGUUUGGAAUUAUCAAAACAGGGGCCAGCGAAGGCUGAUAAUCAGAGUUUACUCCAUGUCCAACUUCAAUUUAUCAAUUAUCUUUCCAGAAGUUUCUUUGUACGCAACUUGGUAUCCAAGAAAAGAAGGCGAAUGCUAGUUGAUGGUUAUGAUCUUGAUAUGUCAUAUAUCACAGAUCGUGUACUGGCAAUGUCAUUUCCUGCAGAACAUAUGCGAGCCAUGUAUCGUAAUCCUCUCUGGCAGGUCAAGUCUGUUCUAGACAUGAGACAUGAGGGCCACUAUAAGGUCUACAACUUAUGUACAGAACAAGCUUACAAUCCAUCACAUUUUCAUGGCCGUGUGGAGAGAUUUCCAUUUGAUGACAACCAUGUUCCACCUCUCCAAAUGAUGAAGGAUUUUUGUGAAGAUGUGGAUGCAUGGAUUUCAAGUGACCCGAAAAACGUAGCAGUUAUACAUUGCAUGGCGGGCAAAGGUCGGACAGGAUUAAUGGUUUCUUCCUACCUAGUUUACAAUGGUUUGUCAGCAGAGGAGGCUCUUCAGGUGUAUGCUCAAGAACGGACCACCAAUAAUGAAGGGGUCUCAAUACCAAGCCAACGUCGUUAUGUGGGCUACUGGGAGAGAGUACUUUCAUUUCCUAAGGGAGUUCAUCAUGGUCCUCCUGAUGUGAAUUUGCCUGAACCAUGUAGCAGAGAAUUACGGCGAGUUCGACUUUAUGACACAGUUAACAUUGACUCUGUAUUUUGUGUGGUAUCUGAGUUGCAAAAUAUACCUGGUCAGCGGUAUUGUCCACAUGCUGAAGUUUCCAAGAGUUGGUGCAGACAAAUUGAAAAGGGCUAUCAAAGAGCAAAUAGCCCUCGAUAUUAUUACUCCUUCAUUGAGAGAGACGAAGGGAAGAAACCAGCACGGGAGGAACCUCAUUUGGUAGUCCAAAUGGACACAGAGAGUUCUAUACUCUACCAAAAAACAUGUCUCGAUCAUUAUUAUGAAAAACCAGUGCAGGUCACUGGAGAUGUGCGUGUCAUAUUCUAUGAAAAGCUAAUUGGUGGACGUCUCUUCUAUGCUUGUUUCAACACAGCUUUCAUUAGGAACAGCUUGCUACAGUUUUCUGUUCGUGAUUUGGACAAAGUUGGAAAAAAGGGCAGGUCAAUAUGUGGCCCUGCAUUCUCUUUGGAGUUGUUGUUUGGUCCUGCUAAUGCUAACUGCUUGCACUCUGCUCCACCUGAUGCUAACGAUAUUAGUGACUGUUAAACCCUUAAGACUUGUUUGAAGAGUUUCAUUUUGGGUCGUGUUUUGCAUGUCUACUCCGUAUAGAUCUUUUCAAAAGGAGGUCAAUCUCUUACUCUUUCUAACAGGUGCUCAAUCUUGUAAAUCGAGAUGCCUCACCCGUCUAGUUUUUCAUGGACGGAAGGCAUGAGGAAUGAAGAAAAGUUUUGUACUUAGAAAUAGUCGCAAAGGGAUAAUAUUGAAGCUGUGCUAGUUUCCAUCACUCUUUUUACAUUAUUUUGUAACUUGCCACUUUGCUGCUAAGUUGCAUUAUAUCAAUUUUUCUCUGG